CGAUAUUUGCUCUUUUGUUUAUCUUUUUUAUUCUUUUUUUUUUUUUAUUGAGUUUCUCUUUUGGUGCUUUGUCUGCGUUCAUUCAUUUUUUUUCUGAUUCAUCUUUUUUUGUUUCUUCUCCUUGUGCUUUGACUCUUUCUUUGGUUUCGACGCUGUGCUUGUCCUAGUGCACAAACAAACAAAAAUGACAAUCACCGCUCGAGUGCUUUUCUGCUUGGCCGGGUUGCUCUGCCUGCUUGGACUUGCGCAGGGUGCAAGCCAACCGCUCGUCCUGGAGUCCGGCUAUGUUCGCACCGACUUGUCGUGGAACUCUCGGCUUUUCGUCACUCAAGCUCAGAAAACAAACGGAAUGCCCUUGUUCACCUACGGUCAAAUCUUUGACUGGCCGCUGGCUGCCGACACCUUGGAGCAGUACGACUUUACCACCGGCGCCUGGUCAUCGACCCUCAUCCCGGGAGGCGCCCGUUGGGGUGCAUGCACCGGAAAAUUCGGCAACAAGCACUUCUUCUACGGCGGCGAGCGCAUGAAUAGCAACUGGUACAUUGAGAUGGACGACAGUUUAAGAGUGUACGACGAAGACACUGGGUUGUGGUCAAACCCGGUCUUCUCGCUUGGGUUCAACAUUAGCCGCGCGGCGUGCGCAAGCGCGGAUGGCAUCCUGUACAUGGCGAGUGGCAUUAGCGAGCUCGACACGAAUCUGCUGCCUGAUCUGUACGUGAUCAAUCUCGAAACGCUGACAUGGCGCAAUGUGAGCCUGCCCCAUGCCCACGUUCAGGGCGCUGCGGCAGUGGUCGCGGGCAAGCUGGUGGUUGCUGGUGGGACAUCUAAUGCUCUCGGCGAUUCUUCGCCCAUGGUCGAUGUGCUUGACCUUGCGACCGAGACUUGGACGAGCAAGCUCAUGCCACUGUCCACCAACAAUAUGACGGGUGGCUACCUGAAUCUGCUUGCGCAGGUUUACGGCGACAAAGUGUUCCUCGGCUGCGGCGCCCACGCGACUGGGCCGUUAGGAAUGGAACUGUUCGUGUAUGAUGGAGCUACCGACAGCGUGUCGGUCAUCCAUCUUGAUCACCUUCGGAGCUACUGCUCAUUUGUCAUCGUUGAAGAUCGCUACCUGGUGCUGUACGGCGGAUCCAACCACGACAUGAGCGCGACGGAGACGACCAUGGCCGCAGUCGAUCUGGAGACGUACGAGGUGACCACCAUCCAGAAUCCAGGAGGUCGAAGCAGUAGCGCCGCCCCAGCUUUGGCGACUUGGACCAACCCCGCCAACGGCUCAACGUCUGUUUUGGUGCUGCAAGGUCAGGUUGAGAACGCCAUGUCCCCUGUCGUGGAAGUGCUCCAGUUUGCUCCAUAUGUGACGUCCGUCACUGGCAUUUCGCACAUUCACGGAGGCCGCGCUGGUGGCCUUGUGGUCUCGUUGAAAGGCAAUCGGCUCUUCGGCCCCAACUAUGACUCUGCGUCCACACUCACUGUCAAGCUGAACGGCGUCCCGGCCGAAGUGCUGAGCUUUAGCAUCACCCACAUUGACUUUAAGACGGCCGCGUGCACCACGUCGAGCUGCGUCGGCCUUGGCAAUAUUGAGGUUCGCGCGGACGGUCGCUUGGUCCGCUUCCGCUCGCUGGAAACCUCGAGCGUGCCUGUGCAACUCGUGGAGCCCCUGCUUGGCCAGCUGCCUUGGUACUACUCGGACGUGGACGGCGAUUCCUUGUCGUUUGAUCACUCGGGCGCCCUGGCCGAGGGCUCGACUGUCGGCAAUCUCGCCAGCGAUGGAUUCUUUGCCUUGCAUCUUGCCAGCUUGCUGCCUGCCAGCUGGUCUUCCCUCGUGGGCACAGCAACAUGGACAAUUUAUGGCCACGAUGGUGGCGCUGCGUUGUACGAUUCGCUGUCCAAUGGCGAUCGUGAUGCAACCAAGCCGAUUCCGUCUGGCGGUGCCGCCGUGUUGUCACAGUGGCACGGCAUUGUCCAUCUCGAGGCCACCCCCGCGACCAGCGACACGACCCACUACGUGCUCUUCUCUGUGGUGGUCCCGUCCGAUCCCGACAACGUCUUCCACGGAGCAGUGUCCAUUCGCCAGUACAGCCAGGCAUCUUGCCCAGACCUGCAACGCCUCGGCCCCGGUGCGACGCCGUCCACCCCGUACGACACUGACUUUGCCGUUUCGUACGAUGUCGCCACCGACACGUUCCACUUUGAGCUCGCGCUUCCGUACAUUUCGGACGGCUAUUCCUUUGUCGCCGACUUGGCCGAGUUCAACCCCCAUACGAGUGACGCAGGCUCCAUUCGGUCGCAGACCAAGUGCGCUCAUCGCCGUGUCACUGCGGGCAACGGCGUUCCGUACGAGCUGCUUUUCACAUCGCAGCCUACCGCUGAUUUCGGUGGCUCCGAGUUCCCGGCGCUCAACAACGAUGCCUGGUUUUACCCGUACGAGUCGGCCGCCACUGCCGCUGACGGCUUUUCUGGCAGCUGGACGCUGAGCGCGUCCUCCUGCUCGCGCAUCCAGCUCUCCGCAACGUUUACAUCGAGUGAGCUCUCGAGCUGUCGCGAGGCGGACGGCGAAACGCAAGCGCUUUCUGUCGGUCACGAGGCUUCGGAUGACAUUGCCGGGGCGUCGGAUCUUGUCUACUCUGGUGUCAUCCAUGUCGUGUACUUCCGCCCGGUCGACCGCCACAACCCGGAGAGCAGUCUGUUUACCACCUCCACCGCUCGCUACCCUUUCAGCUUCCGCUUUGCCAGUGACCUGUCGGGCGUUCACGGCGAUCUCUCGACGCAGCAGACCUUCUCUGUGGGCACCGAGUCCAACACACUCGACGAAGCCGGCCUCCUGUCCGUGCGCUUGCACACAACGUACAACCCGACUGCUGCUCUCUCGAGCACGAUGGCCAACCGCUAUGUUGUUGUUUCCAACCCCGUCUCUGCCGUCUUUGCAGGUUCGAGCGCAACCAUCACCUGCACGGAGGACGAGUCUGCGCGCGGGGGCCUUGCGUGCUCGAAUUCAUCCGUCACCUCCGAGGCUUGCGACCAGUUCUUUGACUGCACGUCGACCGGCGUUUGGAAUGGAACCACCGACAAUGGCAUGUACCGCUUUGUGUUUGAGAACGAGCUUGCGCGCGAGGUCAUGGCGGACAUUUCUCUCAACCACAACAUUGUGCGCCGCGCCACUGUCGAUGGCGCUGCUGUUGGCGACUUUUCACUCGUGGUCCGCACCUUUGCCUCUGCCGAGGCCUUCAACGAAGGCAGCAACGACGUUGGUGCGUUUGAAGCCGGCGAUUUCGUCUACCUCCGCACAGAUGUGGUCGUGCCCAUCAAUGGCAGCUUCCGAAACCUGGAGAUGGACUAUGUUGCCGUCUACGUGUGCGCGCCGCCACCCUUCUUUGUCAUUUCACUGGAAGAGGGCCACCAUGGCUGUCUCGAUACCGCCAUCUCGUCCUUGUACCGCGGCCUUGUGUAUGGCUCUGCUCCUGCCGGUGCUCCGCUGGCCCAGCUGUCCAUGUCCGCCGCCCAUCCCGAGGUUUUGGCCCCGAGUGGUGGUGCCGCGGCGUCCUUGACUGGAAGCCUUGGUUUGCGCUUCAACGCCAGUCCGCUCGCUGCUUCUGCGACCACUUGGUACGUGCAUGUGAUUGGCAGCGUGUCGAGCGUCAUUGGCCACGGUGGCAGCAGCCAGCAGCGUCGCAAUGUGCAGUUUAUUGCCAGCGGCUCGGACAAGACGCACCGCAAGGCUGCUCCUGGCUUCCGUGCCAUGAGCAACACCCUGCAAGUCCGUGCGCAGAACGACGCUAGUGUGGCUCAGCUCACUGUCGAUCGCCAGUUUGGUGCUGGCCAGCUGCGCGAGUCCAGCGCCCAAUACAUGUACAGCACCAUGGCCAUUGUGUCUGUGUCAUCGGCCUUCAUUGUUCUUGUGAUGGUUCUCGGCGUCCAAAGCAUUGCCUUCCGUCUGCGUCGCGUCGAGUCUCCCAAGCAGCACACUUUGGUGUCUGACGUCUAAAAAGCAAUGCAUUGCCUUUUGCUUUUGCGUCUUUGUGGGUGUCGUUUGUCGAUGUGUGCAGUUGUUUUUCUAUCCUGAAGGUGACUAACACGUUUUACGCAUACAUCUCGUUUGCGGUUGAUCUGCCAAAGCGGAAAGGGGGGCUUGGUUCCCCUCCUCCUUCUUUGUAUGUUGACGAUGCGAUAAUGUGCUUAGCCUGUUUGUAAAAAGCUGUUGUGUGUGUGUGUGUCCUCUUCGUUUCGCAACUCUUUGUAAAAACCCCGUUUUUUAAACCAA
Molecule: messenger RNA, 4258 nt
Organism: Capsaspora owczarzaki ATCC 30864
Lineage: Eukaryota; Filasterea; Ministeriida; Capsasporidae
Exons: 2
Coding region: 185-3982 (1265 amino acids)
Molecular function (GO): protein binding
Source: RefSeq, a predicted model, not a curated record